Messenger RNA from Acanthocheilonema viteae, 1146 nucleotides. The record is from the annotation of a GenBank genome assembly. Lineage: Eukaryota; Metazoa; Nematoda; Chromadorea; Rhabditida; Onchocercidae.
AUGCAAAUCUUCGUGAAGACAUUGACUGGAAAGACGAUCACUCUUGAAGUGGAGGCUUCGGAUACGAUUGAAAAUGUGAAAGCAAAGAUACAAGACAAAGAGGGCAUUCCGCCAGACCAACAACGCUUGAUUUUUGCCGGUAAGCAGUUAGAAGAUGGACGCACCCUGUCGGACUACAAUAUCCAGAAGGAAUCCACUCUGCAUCUGGUUCUUCGGCUGCGAGGUGGUAUGCAAAUCUUUGUAAAAACUCUUACCGGUAAAACGAUCACAUUGGAAGUGGAAGCAUCUGAUACCAUCGAGAAUGUUAAGGCGAAAAUCCAGGAUAAAGAAGGAAUUCCACCAGAUCAACAGCGAUUAAUCUUUGCCGGAAAACAAUUGGAAGAUGGCCGCACAUUGUCUGACUAUAACAUCCAGAAGGAGUCUACACUCCAUCUAGUACUUCGUCUUCGAGGUGGCAUGCAAAUUUUUGUAAAAACGUUAACAGGCAAGACGAUCACCUUGGAAGUUGAGGCUUCUGACACAAUCGAGAAUGUAAAGGCCAAAAUUCAAGACAAAGAAGGGAUUCCGCCGGAUCAGCAGCGUCUUAUUUUUGCCGGUAAACAGCUAGAAGAUGGACGAACAUUGUCUGAUUAUAACAUCCAAAAAGAGUCGACAUUGCAUUUGGUGCUCCGUCUUCGUGGUGGCAUGCAAAUUUUCGUCAAAACGCUUACUGGCAAAACCAUAACGCUGGAGGUAGAAGCGUCAGAUACGAUCGAGAAUGUAAAGGCCAAGAUCCAGGAUAAAGAGGGUAUCCCUCCUGAUCAGCAACGACUCAUUUUUGCAGGGAAACAACUGGAAGAUGGUCGCACGCUUUCUGAUUAUAACAUCCAGAAGGAAUCUACAUUGCAUCUGGUGCUUCGUUUGCGCGGUGGAAUGCAAAUUUUCGUGAAGACUUUGACGGGUAAAACCAUAACUUUGGAAGUGGAGGCUUCGGAUACCAUCGAAAACGUCAAAGCAAAGAUCCAGGACAAGGAAGGCAUUCCACCAGAUCAACAGCGCCUGAUUUUUGCCGGAAAGCAGCUGGAGGACGGUCGUACGCUGUCGGAUUACAACAUUCAGAAAGAAUCGACGCUGCACCUGGUUCUUCGCCUUCGUGGUGGCUACUGA